This is a messenger RNA of Larimichthys crocea (large yellow croaker), 1295 nucleotides long. RefSeq lists its product as uncharacterized. Bases 271 to 879 code for a protein of 202 amino acids. The transcript is spliced from 7 exons. The record is from RefSeq and is a predicted model, not a curated record. NCBI's taxonomy places the organism in Eukaryota, Metazoa, Chordata, Actinopteri, Sciaenidae.
GAAGCGCGCGCCCUCCCCUCUCCUCCUCCUUCACGAGGAUCACAGCACGCGAGCACUUCUUACUGUCCGCCCGUCACUCAUCUUCCCUCAGAGCGGCAUCAGACAGCGGGGCGUCCGGAUCAAGGUGACACACUCUGUUUUCGCACGGUCCUUUAAAGACGGCAGAGCUUGAAUUGAAUAAGCGAGGACUAUUAAACACGGAGAGGGUGAACCGCGGGAAGAGAGAAAAGCCAGCACUUCACCACAGCACCGGUUUCAAAGGUCUACCUGAUGGCUACCAACAGCUACAUCCCAAUGAAUUUUCUUACUGUAUGUGGGAAAGCCUUCAUCUUUGAUGAGGUUCAGACAGUCAAAAAUGCAAACCUGGAUACAGACUCCUUCAAAAUGUCCACUCUCCCGGCGGAAAGAAGUUGGAUCCGGAGCAAGGACAACAAAUUUGUGUUUAUUAAUUUUGAAGAGAAAAAAUUUGAAGCACAAACCAUGAAUGCAGUGCAGCGACGCAAGCCUGAGUGCCAAUUCGAGUUCCAGUUGUACAAGGAAAACAAUCUAGAUACGUUUAAGAGGGCAGUUAUAGUGUACUAUUGCCCUGCCAACAGUGGAGCCAAGCCGAUGGUUGCAUGCUGCAAUGAGGACAAUAGAAUUCAUGCUGAGGAAAUGGAUCUUCCACGCGAAAUUAUGGAACCUGCACACAAGGCAGUGUUCUUACGGCAUGAAAUCGCAACAUCCAUGUAUGAGCUCCGGUCCUCUUUGUACAAGAACAAGUACCUGGGAUUUAAGGAGAGUGAGAGUGACGGCCUGUACACACUGGUCCUGCUUGAGAAAGCUGAGGAUGUAGUGGAUGAAGCUUGCCAGAUUUCUAUUUCUAAAUGUAAACAAUGACUUCCAAAUGUGACCGUAAGAAGCUUUAUUAUGGCUAAAUCUCGCAUGCAGUUUUUUCAUUGUGCAGUUUCACGAUACAGACUGGACUAGGACUUGUACAGUACCACUGACCCAGUAUGACUGUAGAUUUAAUAGCAUUGUGCCAUUUAAAUUGAAUUAAUUACAACUGGAGUUGUUAAGUAAUAUCUAACUGAACAUAAUUUGUGACAUAACUGAAGUUAAAGAUUAUUCAUUACGGAUGGUUAGAUUUCAAAAAAACAUUUUUACUUCAUCAUUCAGAACUUUUUGUAGAUGUGAUUACAAUUUUUAUGUGAGUAUGUUUUUAAGACUGUAUCAUUCACUUAAGGGAAACUGUCACCUUUCAACCAGCUUUGUAUCUUCACAGUGUGGUCAUGCAAAUGAACCAGCAGAACUUC